Closterium sp. NIES-65 is the source of this 1062-nucleotide messenger RNA. NCBI's taxonomy places the organism in Eukaryota, Viridiplantae, Streptophyta, Zygnematophyceae, Desmidiales, Closteriaceae. The record is from the annotation of a GenBank genome assembly.
AUGCGCGAACCGUGGCACCCGUACGUCCAGAGUUCCAAGCUCUGCCGCGACCCCGACUUCCAGAAAUGGGCCAAGGACGUCAACCGGGUGGACCUCGAAACCAUCGCGACGCGCAGUACUCCGAGCGAGAACCCCCAAGAGGAAUUCAGCGCGCGAGUUGACGCCGAAUAUCAGGUCGACCAGCUCACCAUGAUGCUGCACCGCCAGAGGGAGGAUGCCGCGAUCGAGAAGCUUGAAAUGCAGAAGAAGUUGGAGGAGAAGGACGCGGAGAUCGCGAAGUUGAUGAACGCUCUCAAGCUGGCCGGGGCACGGCCGACGCCGACUGCGCCGGCACCGUCAAGGCCGAUGACCGCCGCCGAGAAGGCGGCGUCCGUCAAGAUCGAGAAGGAACAGAACGAUGACCUGACGUACGAGGUCAACGUCGUGCAUCCCUGGCGCACAUCCAAGACGGUCGAGGCUGUAUGGCGCUGGUGGAACAACCCGUCCAACUUCGACUCGCGUCCGUUGCGCGAACGUUACGACGAGCACAGAUUCCUCGUCAGACACACGCGCAUGAUCUGCAAGGUCGAAAAGGGCGACAAACCCGCCGCGUCGGCGAAGUCGGCGAAGAGCUCUCGUCCCACGACCGAGGUGGGUGAGACGGGGAAAAACGAUGCGCUGCAGCACUGCGCUCGCCGGAUGAGGCGGAUCAUGGAAGCGGUGCACGACUUGCGGCGGAGCGACGACGCCGCUGACACCGCCGCCGUCAUCAAGCUACUCGACAACCUGGGGCGAACGGGGCUUUCCACUUUCAGCGACGCGCUCUUGGUCCUCCGUGCAACCCCGCCCAUCAAGGUCCCCACCACAGCCGACGGAAAGUCGGUCGGCAUCAAGGGUCUGGACAAGCCGCUGGCGAGGAAGCUCGCCGUUGCGUGGGGCGUGGUCACGGCGGGCUACAUGGACGCUGACUGGGGAAAGAGGCUCUUCGGCGACUUGUGGGAUGAGCAGGCCAAUAAGGCCGGCUUGGAGGCCGAGGCGACGGCGGGAGCCAUCGGCGCAGGGAAGCGCAAGAGGGCGGGCUGA